Molecule: messenger RNA, 618 nt
Organism: Caenorhabditis remanei
Lineage: Eukaryota; Metazoa; Nematoda; Chromadorea; Rhabditida; Rhabditidae
Exons: 6
Coding region: 1-618 (205 amino acids)
Source: RefSeq, a predicted model, not a curated record
AUGAAGGUCCUCCUGUUACUCAUCAUGAUGCUCUCCGCCCUCGUUCACACAUAUCCUUACAAACGAUCAUCUGGAUUCGAGCGCCUUCGUGAUCGUAUUCAUCGGAAAAGACAUCGUCAUCAGAAGCCGUCAGUAAUAAACGAGACAGAUGAGAUAUUCGAGAUGUCGAUGGUCAUUCAGAAGUCAGAUGAAAAUGAUGAUUUAUCGUCGAGAAUACGUUCUGAGAAAUCAAUUCCAAAUACGCUGACAACUCCACCUACAGUAACCCAUCAUAGGCACCAUCAUCAUCAUAAAAAGAAUCGGCGUGAGAAAAACGAAGAAUUGUGUCAGAGUCAACGGAAAAUAGUAGAGCUGAACACACAAAGUCAUGAAUUCGAUCCUCCAUUUGUAGUAGAAGUUCGAUGUAUGAAUACCCAAUCAUCAAAUGGAAAUAUUCUUUCCGGUCAAGAACAAACUUGUUUCAAAGGAAUGUUACGAUGUGUACAGCAGUAUGCUGAUGUACAUGUCUCUCGUCGUAGUGUUGGUUCCAUUCACUGGCAUCCAUAUACAAUCUCUGAUGUACCCGUAUCUUGCCAAUGUAUGUGGCCAGUUGAUAGAUACGGUCACCAAGAGUUUUAG